This is a messenger RNA of Pelobates cultripes (western spadefoot toad), 410 nucleotides long. NCBI's taxonomy places the organism in Eukaryota, Metazoa, Chordata, Amphibia, Anura, Pelobatidae. The record is from the annotation of a GenBank genome assembly.
AUGGCGGACACACCCGCGCCUUUGAAACGGGACCCAGUGCCGCGUCAAGCCGACCUCAUAGACCCACUUAGCCACAUUGAAGAGCGUCUGGAAGCAGCCUUCAACCGCUUUUGGGCAACCUUAAUGGACCGGAUGAAGCGGGCACCCCCUGCAAAACUACCACGGGUGAGAGAGUACACACACGGCGGAACAAAGCCCAAGAGACCCUCCAAAGGCAAACCAACCUCAAGGUCAGCAAAACGCCAUAUCCUGCGCCUCCCUGGGUCUAGGGCCACCCGGGGAAUACCCCCAACGAACUGAACAUGAAUGCAGAGAGGAUCGACACGCAGACACCUGCCCCAAAGCAGCAAAGCCCCCUGCAAACACCUGGAUGGGUGGAACUGGGACUCAGGGAUCCUCCGAGCUCAUGA